Molecule: messenger RNA, 3812 nt
Organism: Solea solea (common sole)
Lineage: Eukaryota; Metazoa; Chordata; Actinopteri; Pleuronectiformes; Soleidae
Gene: apol1
Product: apolipoprotein L, 1
Exons: 36
Coding region: 167-3310 (1047 amino acids)
Biological process (GO): lipoprotein metabolic process; lipid transport
Cellular component (GO): membrane; extracellular region
Molecular function (GO): lipid binding
Source: RefSeq, a predicted model, not a curated record
UUCUUCAACUCCACAUCCAACAAACGUCAGUAUUCGACACAGGGACAAUGGCGAGGACGUAAAUAAACUCAUUGCUGGGCAUUUUAAACAUUUACCGCUGGGGAUUUUAAUCCACUAACGACUGUUCACAGAGUUAUCGCUUAACUGUGAUCAAAGACACACGGAGAUGAAUCGCUACGAUAACCUGGAGUUGGAUUUGGAGUGUGAAGGAGGAGGAAGCGUUGAACAAAGAGCAGCGUUAUUUGGUGGGAUGUUCAAAAGAUCGUCUAAAUCUGUGGAACCAUUAAUCCAAGCACAGGACAAUUUAUCAGCCAGUGGUGACCUUUCAAAGAGCAAUGACAGUCUGAAUGACAACAACAGCAAGGAAAAAGGAGGUGGACUGAAAGGAAUGUUUAAGAAGACUACCAAAUCUUCCAAAGAGGCUCCUCCACAGGUCACCAUGUCAGUAAAAAAUCCUGAACUCUCAGCCAGUAGUGACAGUUUAUCAGACAAGUCAUCAAAGGACAAAACAGGAGUUUUUGGAGGAAUUCUAAAAGCGUCUCACAAACCAGGACAUGUCCGCAGGCCUUCGCAGGAUCUUUUGGACAGUGAGCUCUCGGGCAGUAAUGGAGGUCUGUCUGAAAAUGCCAACACCAAGGAGUCAGGCGGGAUGUUCAGUGGGAUGUUUAAAAAAUCUCCAAAGCCAAUUGGUGCCAGGACACAAUCCCAGGAGGAUUUGACUGCACCAAGUAAGCUCUCAGGCAGCAACGACAAUCUUUCUGAAACUGGCAGCACUAAGGAGUCAGGUGGGAUUUUCAGUGGGAUGUUUAAAAAACCACAGAAGGCCUUUGGAGCGAGGACACAAUCCCAGGAGGAUUUGACUGCACCAAGCGAGCUCUCGGGCAGCAGCGACAGUCUUUCUGUCACUGGCAGCACUAAGGAAUCAGGUGGGAUGUUCAGUGGACUAUUUAAAAAAUCCCCAAAGAGAACACAGUCCCAGGAUGAUUUGUCUGCACCCGAUGAACUCUCAGGCAGCAACGACAAUCUCGCAGAGAGUAAUGCAAAGGAGAGAGGAGGACUUCUAAGUGGAGUGUUCAAGAAAAAAGUUGCCAAAUCUCAGUCUCGGGAUAAUUUGUCUAUGGAUGUUGAACUCUUUGGCAGCAGCGAAAGCCUCACAGAAAAGUCUUCAAAGGGUGGAGUCUCUGCAAAGAUCCUGAAGAAUCCUUUCACAUCCUCAUCUCAGGAGAAGGAGAAGGAGAAGGUGGGACACUCUGGAGACUCGCAGGAGAAUACAUCUUCCUCAGAGAAGCCCAAAAGCAAACAGAACGGUUUCAGUGCAAUGAUGAAGAGCACGUUCUCCACUGACAAACAGGAGAAGAGCAGAGACACAGAUGAUGAGGAGUUACUGGACAACGGAGAGGAACAGACGAGUCACAAACAGAAUAAAUUUGCUGAGGCUAUGACAAAGCUGAAUCCAUUUAGAACGGCAAACAAAAACGAGAAGCCGGCGAGUUCUGAUGAUGAGGAUCCACCUGCAGGUAGUGAUAAGUCUUCGGGGAACAAACAGAACACCAAGACUGGAGCUAUGUCCAAACUGAAUUUGUUCAACACAGGAAAUAAAAAAGACACAGACUCUGAAGACACAGAAAUGCUCAAGGAGAGCGAGAAACAAGUGGAAGAGAAGCCGAAACCGGUCAGAAGAAAAAAGAUCCAGCAAGAAAUGGAGGAAAAGAAAGAAUGGAGUGAAACGCCACUGGUCCCACCCAGACCUACUAAAGAGGAGAUGAAGAGGACAUCCACGUACGACAAAGUGAAACCAAGAGGAACUGAGGAUAAUCAGGACACACCUGUCAUUCCUCCAAGACCAUCAAAGGAGAGCCAGUCAGAUGACGAACUUCUUAAAGAAGAUGAAUCUGCUGAGGUCAAAGAGGCAGAUGAGGUGAACCUUGCAGAGAGCAAAGCAACCAAGGUGAAAAAACACAGACACAACCCGUUUAUGUCUCGUGCUGCAGCCAAGGCUGCGUCUGAUGAUGAAGAGCUUAAAGAAGAAGCUGAGUCUUUAGCCAAAGAGGAAAACACAGAUGAUGAGGCCAAGGAGAAAAAAGAGACCAAAGUCAAGAAACCAAAGCGACACAAUCCCUUCAUGCCACGGGUCAAGGCCAAAGUCACAGGCCAAAAGACGAAUGACGACGCUGCAGAGAAUGAAGGUGGAAACAGGUCAUUGUUUGACCGGCUGGAGGACCUACGCAUUGACCCAUCAGAGCCUGAAGACAGCCAGGAUGUGGAGAAUCUCAUGGAGUGGUGGAACACGGUGGAACAAUGGGAAGACCUGCCGCCUCAGGAGGAAGACUUGACGGAAAAAGAAGAGGCCAAGGCUUUUGCUUUGACAGCUGAUAAGGUACAGAAGGGAAUUCGUGUCUUCAACAAACUGUUCUCAGAGCGUGCUGAGAGUCUCUGGCAGCACGUCAUCGACCUCAACGGUAUUGCCGAUGGUUUGGACAAGUUCAACAAGAACACAAAAAUCGCCCAGAUCACAGGCGGCUCCACCAGUGCCAUUGGGGGCGUUGCCACCAUCGCUGGCCUCGCUUUGGCCCCAGUCACCUUUGGAACCUCAUUGAUUGUGACGGCAGUGGGACUCGGCGUCGCCUGCGCUGGUGGACUGACAUCAGCAGGUGCCGGCAUCUCCAACCAGGUCAACAACUCAAUGGACCGGAAGAAGGUGGAGAAGAUCGUGGAGGACUACCAGGAGAAGAUGUUGGACUUGAACAAGUGCCUGAAAUUUAUCAAGCAAGGAAUUGAAAACUUGCGCAAAUUUGACCUGAUCAAGAUGAAAAAUCAUGCCUACAAUCGUGACUUCCCUGUGCUGAGUAGUAGUUUCUAUGAGGACGGUGCCAUGGCAGGAAAAGCUAUCCUCAUCAAUGCCAAUGAGAUCAUGCGUGUGGUUCAGAUUGCGAACGUGGCCGGCAGCACAGCAGCCAGAGCGGUCCAGAUCGCCAGUAUGGCCACCGGAGUACUCACUGGCCUCUUUGUAGGUAUGGACAUCUACUUUGUGGCUAAAGACUCGAAGGAACUCAAGAAAGGGGCCAAGUCUGAGUUUGCUGCCAAAAUCAGGGAAGUAGCAACACAACUACAUGAUGGUCUGGUGGAGCUCAAUUCCAUUCGAGAGGAACUGCAGUCCACCACGCCAGAAGAAGGCACAGACCAGAACAAUGCUGCUUUUGACAAAGACAAGAAAGAGAAGGACUAUAGAUAUGAUAGUUCUGAGGAAGAUGAAAUUGACCGCAUCAAAAAAGCAAUCAAAAAGGACAUUGAAAACCGAGAAUAUGUUUGACUUCUAAACUUUAAACCAGUUCCCCAUGCAAGAGUUCUUUUAUAGCACUAGCUCAAAACUACACUCAUGAAAUACACAGUUUCUGGGAAAAAUCUAAAUAUUCUUUUGGGAAAUGACCGUCUUAUCAACAUUUGCCUUCAUGGGAGGAACUGAGGAUUUAUGGUUGAUAAAGUUUCAUAUCUGCUUUUCAGGCAGUUGUGCCAAUGUGUGAAACUGCUGUUUAGUCUUUUCUUCAAGUGUAUUUUUUAUGCUCAUUUUUAUUCAUUAAAGACAUAGGUGUAGUAUUUUAAGUAUUUUUCAGAAUUAUUAAUAAUUUAAACUUUAGAGUCUUAUUGUCUCAAUGCCUGAUAUGGAAAAACUGGAGCUUUUACUGACUUUAAAGAUUGUGUAUACUCAUUGGGAGUAGUGCCUUUAUUACUAAUAAUGCCUUACAAAUACACUGUGAUGUUUUGUUAAGUUAUUUUUUGGGGGUGUGGGGCCUGCAAUAAAACCAUUUCCUCUA